Messenger RNA from Paramecium sonneborni, 1098 nucleotides. The record is from the annotation of a GenBank genome assembly. Lineage: Eukaryota; Ciliophora; Oligohymenophorea; Peniculida; Parameciidae.
AUGAACAAUCAAAAAAUAAUAAGAUGGGUAUGCCCAGAUCCUAAUUGUAAUUUAGGAAGAGUUAUUGAUACUGUUCCUGAAUUAUUAUUACAUUCAUAAUAGCAACAUAAAUUAAUUAAGUUUGAUAAGUUUAGAGAAAUGAUUAUUACUUUUUUUGAUGAUAGUAAUCUCUCUCGUUUAUAAAAUGAAUAGCAUUAUUUAACCAUCAUUAAUAGUAUUCAAACUCUUAUCACAUCAUUAAAAGAAUCUCUGUAAAAUUUUUAAAACACCUUUAAAUAGUAAAUUUUGUACAAUUAACAAUUCUAGAAAACUUGAUGAAUUUUAUGAACAAAUACAUCCUCGUCAAAUGUUUAUUGAAAUCACAUAAGCUAUAAUCAAAUAGGAUGAUUUAGAAAAAGAAAUUCUGAAUAUUUAUUUAGAUAAUUAUAUCAAAAAAUUCGAUAUUAGUUAAAAAACUUAACAAUAGCUAGAUAAAUUGCAAAGUUAAAUCUUAAAUUUUUGUCAAUUAUAAAAAACUGAUUUUUUAGGUUUGUUUGAAAAAUAAUUAAAGUUUCGGGAACCAGCUAAUAUUCUGAAAGAAUCUUAAUAAAUAAUUCCAUUAAUAUAAAUUCAAUAAAGAAAUGAUUAAUUUGAUGCCAAUAAAUCAAGCAAAGAAAUUAUAUUUACAAACAAUUACAGAACUGCCAGAGCAUAAGAUCAAAAAUGUUAUGCUUAUUUUAAAGGAACAGAAGAAUAAAAAAAAGUUAUCAUGAAAGUAGAAAUAAAAAUACUUAAAGAUGAUGAUUAUAUAUUCAAUAUUGGGAUUGUAAAUGUUAAUCAUAAUCUUAAUGAUUAUGAAGGCUGUUUUCUACUUACACAAACAGGAACUCUUCUUUAAGAGAGAGAAUCUUAAUAAUCUAAACUUAAAAUUAUUAGUGGAUCCAUUAUUAAGGUAAGAUAUGCCAAAAAGCAUCCAAAAAAGAUAUAUUUCUAGGUUGAUAACAAUUUAAAUGUAAUUCAAUUUCUUAAAAUAUUUAGGAUAAAAUGUCACUUAAUCAAGAGCUCCUAUAAUUUCACUUCAUUGUUAUUUUUAAAAAUGUAUAGGUUGAAUUAUUGUGA